GUAAGCACUGUCGUAAUGCACCGCUAACAGGAAACCAACAAAACCAUUCGUCAAUAUUCAUGUAUGAGAUUCCGUACAGACACCAUCAAACAUACAAUAUUUCAAAAUAUUUUGUCUUUGUUUUGUAUGCUACUGCGGUGGUAACCUCUCUAGGUUUGGCCUGAAGCCUUGGCCUGAAUCUUAUUUUGAGUUUUAGCAGUUUUUCAGUGGAUUUAAAGGUAUUAAAUAUGGCCAGUUAAACACUUUUUUCUUGGCGAGGAACGAGCCAGUGGAAAGUGCACGUACAAAUCUCUGCUCAGUGCUCUCAUACUACCUGUGCCCUAAGAAGACACAGACAGUCCAUUGAACCAGCUGAAAGUGAGCAGCCAUGGCAGCGGUACCGGCCAACUGGCGUGAGGACGAGGUGGUGGUGGGCGCCCUGUUCAGUCCGUUCCGCUCGCGGGAGGUGAACCCGCAGGGGUACGACACCAAGAUGGCGUUCUGGCGCCAGGAGCUAGCUGACGUGUGCCGUAAACAGCGUCGGCUGCAGCUCAGCAGGCGCCGACUGGAGGCUGAACAUAUUGUCGGCUGCCACAGGCCCAGCUGCCUGCGAGAGGUGUUCACUAACCUCAGGCGCACGGGUGAGGCGGUGGCGGUGUCCGAGCUCCGGCACCAGUGUGCGGCCUCCACCGGCUGGGUGGCCUGGGGCACAGAGAUGCUCGUCUGGCGGCCGUGCCGCUACUGCUGGGGACUGGCGAGGCGCACCAUCUGGCCUGAGCCGGACGAGGAGAACGUCGUGCUCAUGGCCGCGCUCAAGGAGGCCUCUGACGAGCUGUACUCGCGACACCUGGCGCACCUGGCCGCUGAGCAGCCGGCGGCCGGCGCGCUGAUCCUCACGGACCGUCUGCACGCGCUGCACCGUGACCUGCUGGCCAGCCGGUCGGACCUGGAGCUGGCCCUGCUGCAGAUGCAGCGCCAGGGUCGCGUCACCGUCACUGAGGUGGACGGACGGCCGGCGGUCAAAUUCCGACUGGAAGGGGAGCCCGACCGCAAACCGACUGUCACUGAACUCGAGAAAGGCGUUCUGCGUCUGACGCUGGUGGAGAGCACACUGCGGGAGCGUGUGGAACAGCUGGAGACCAGUCAGGAGGAGCUGCGAGCCAAGGCCAAGGCGCUGCUCAAAACUGGACAGCGGGAGGCGGCUAAGAAGCAGCUCCGACAGUGGAAGAAGACCCAGGCGCUGCUGGAUAAAAGACAGACUACUCUCGAUAACGUCCAGGGAAUGCUACACGCCAUCGAAGAAUCAAAACAUAACCGAAAGGUGAUGGAGGCGCUCUCACGGGGCACGGCCGCCAUCAAGGGGGCCUUCGGUGACGUCACGAUCGACAAGGUGGACCAGGUGGUGGCUGACUGCCAGGAGAUGCUCGAGGACCAGGAGGACAUGGACGCUCUGCUGGCACGCCCGAUCUCUCCCGGGGACGCUGCUGAGGCUGCUGAGCUCGAGGAGGAGCUCUGUGAGCUGAUGGGAGGCACAGCGGCCGCCGCCACGCCCCAGAAGCAGCCGCCGACGCCGCGACAGCGCGGCAGACAGGAGCUGCCGGCCACGCCGCCGCGCGCCGAGCCGAAAGACCUGCCCAGCCCGCCUACCGUAUCUCCUGGCAAGAUGUCCGAGGGAAGCAAGACGCCACGCGUCCGCCUGAUCGCGCCCACCCUGGAAGUUUGAGGACCGCCGGGCGACGCAACUACGCAUAGAUGAAGGACCGCAGUGACUGAGGACGGGGGUUGCGCAACUGCUCACGGUUUGAAGACCGCAGUGGGAUGCGCAACUGCACAAGGUUUGAGGACCGCAGUCUGUGACUGCAGUCUAUCUGUAACUAGGUUUACUGCCAGUAGGACGUCGUCGGCACGCGUCAGAUCAAGAAAGCACUGACUCGGCGACUCAGCUGAGUCCAGUCUGACUCUGGGUGGGAUAUGGGGAGUCUUGAGAUAUUGUGGAGUCUCGGUGGGACUGUGAUACCAAGACACUGCUGAGUAUCUUGUGAGUCAAUGCCUACGUGAUUAUGGGAUAUGCAAUCCCGUUGUAUUUAAAAGGGAACGUGUAUGCCCGGCAUCGUACAGUCGGAUAGGGGCGAGAUUUUGUUUUAUCUUGAGUGUUUCAUGCCAUGGCCAGCCUGGCGAGUGCCUCCCAUAUAUAUGUGUUAAUCCCCCAACUUUCUUUCCAAUGUUGAUUUGUACCUCCAUGUGAAGUCAACGUUUAAUGGUCAUUUGCCAAGCAAUCGCCAGUUUGCUGCCCGGUUUUGCCCCCCCCCCUCGCCCCCCCCAGUAAUUAGUAGGACACGUCGCCUUGAUGCACCGAGUACUGACCAACGCACUUUUUCUGUUGACCUCAUGUGAUCUUUCCAGUGAUCUAGCUUGUCAGCGAUAAAUAUCGAAAAUCUGCUGCCGAUCUCCUGACAAGCAACCAGAGGAGCAAUUUUGGGUCAUCAUUUCGUGAUGUGCUCCCAUCAAAAACACGCUUGUGGUGCAACAAAUGUGCAAUGCUUAUCUGGAACUUAGUAGACCUUUUCACAUUCAAUUUCACUUUCACCAAUCAGUCAUUUGCAGAGACGAUUUGCAGAGUUUUGAAACAGUCUGGCAGCGAAUGUUAUUCGUGCAUGUAUGCAUCGCUAUUGCAAUUGUAUUUAAAUACACCUUUGAUGUAG
Messenger RNA from Amphibalanus amphitrite, 2681 nucleotides. Its product is annotated as charged multivesicular body protein 7-like. Gene Ontology annotation, biological process: late endosome to vacuole transport via multivesicular body sorting pathway; vesicle budding from membrane. Lineage: Eukaryota; Metazoa; Arthropoda; Thecostraca; Balanomorpha; Balanidae. The record is from RefSeq and is a predicted model, not a curated record. The transcript has 9 exons. Gene Ontology annotation, cellular component: multivesicular body. The coding region runs from base 368 to 1702 and encodes 444 amino acids.